AUGGAGGAAACUAGAGGAGUCCCUUUAAGAUGACACGCACAGACCCUCCUGACUUACUGGUAUCAACUGUGCAUCGAGAUAUUAAAGUGAUCCCCUUUUCUAGACACUACAAGUCCUUGCAACCCUCCAAACAAUGUGAUUCUAUAAACUACACACUGGAGGACAGUAAGAGCAAAGUCAAUAAGAGGCACUGCCGUACCUUUGACUAUAAGUCAUUGGAGUACCCAAAAUCAAACUCAAUGGAGUCCCCUUACAAGAAUACUGAUAGGCAUGCGGCCAACCCAGAUGUUGCCUGGAAUGCCUUGGGCCGUCAGCAGAGAUACCGCUUCUCUGCUCCGGACAUUUUCAGCCAUAGGCUACCUCCUCAACCAUUGGCUGCAGAUAUGCCCAGUGAAGUCAUUGUCCCUGAACAAAAGAGAAGGACCAGGUCAAGAAGUGCCCCUCGGGUCCAGACCAGUCUCACCCCUGUGUCUUUUGAAGUGUCCUCCUCUUCGGGGAGGAAGGGCAGGGAUUCCCAAAGGGCUUCAAAAGAUUCUCGCUUGAGGCCAGAAGUAUCGCCGCGCAGGGAGUCGUCCCAUGCAGCAACUAGGGCUCAUAUGCAUGACGUCCAUCACAUUAAAUUGCAGCCACAAAUGGGUGACAGUAGUAGGUACUCACCUCACUAUGCUACGGAUAAUCCUGAGGGCGGAGGGCUUGAUAAACCAGCAACUAGCCCUCAUGUCAGGUGCCGAGUGGACAUUAAACCAGAUGAUGCAGCGCUACAUCAUUCUGGACGGAAACAAGCUACACCUCAUGUGGACAUACCCUGGCAGAGGCACCACAGUGGGGGGAGUAGGAGUAUGACUGUGCCACGCCAUUUCUCUUACUCAAGAACAACAACUCCGACUGAUUCGUUAGGUCGAGAGGGUAGGCAAGCUUAUCAAUAUUCCCGCAGCAUGCCCAAUAGUUACUUACAACCCAUGGAGAGUCCCUUGCAAAGAACAACUUCGUCAGGCGAAUACUAUGGUAGGGAACGCAGAGCUCAUUCAAGUCCUAAUGUGCCAACCAAGUUAUUUUAUGCAGAUGACCCAGGGAGAUAUGUCGCUUCUGCUCCACCUCAGCCAAGUUCUCGCUUUCAUGAUGAACGUUACACACCUGGACAAACAAAUACUACAAAAGUGCAAUAUGUGCAAGAUCCAAGGACUCGAAUGGUGCACGCUGUAGCAACAAGACCCUAUUACCCUGAGAUGGAACCCUAUCAAUACUCUGUGCAGUCCGGGUAUCCCAAACCCUACGCACCCAAUGAACCAGGGCCAUACAUCAUACAGACACCUCCAACAAGAAUAUUUUAUGGGGAUGAUCCAAGGUCUUAUCAAAUCCAGACAGCUCCACCAAGGUUUUAUUAUUCCAGCGACAUGUACGCAAUGCCCCCAGAGCAUCAUGUCCCAGCAAGGGCGUAUUACACCGAGGGCCGAAGACAUGCUCGAGUGAUUCAGGCACAAACAGAGGACUGGUAUGGCUCAGAUGCUUCUGGUUAUUCCACCAACCCUGCCUCUUAUGUAUCUCAAGUCACUCCAACCAGAGUUCGUCCAGAGCCUGCGCCCGCACCCUGGUACGCCAACCCAUGUGUAGAACCUCCAAGAAUUGGCACAGAAUCAAAAUCUUACUCAAGGUCAUGGGACAAUAUUCUCGACUCUCGUGUAGAGCGAGAACAACCUAUUCCUGUACAGCGGGGUCAAAGCUAUGAUGAUCUUCUUGACUCCAGGAAGCCUGCAGCAGCCACCGGGGACAAACCGCAACCCGUGGUAGUCAAUCUUUCCAGUUCUCCAAGACGUUAUGCGGCCUUAUCCAUGUCUGAUAACUCACUCGUUGACAAAAGCCCAACCGAGACAUCAAAGGGCAGUACUAGUAAACUCUGGUUUGUAACUCCUGAGAUAACAAUCACUGAUAAUGACAUGCGACCGGGGAAACUUAAUAAGGCUGAAGGACGGUCUGCCAGUUGGGACGUUCUUGACUCCAGAAGCACAGAAGAUCAAGGACUGUGUCAGCGUGACUUUGACAGCUCAACCAAAGAGAAGACACACGACAAUGCCUCACUACAACAAAGCCUUGAACAACUUGAUGAGCUUCUGGCAGAUCUUGUGACUGAUUACAAGCCACCCAGUAGAAGGGCAAGUGAGGACAUUCUUGAACAAUUAAAGAAGUUAAUUGAUGAGGAGGAAGCAGUAUCUCUGUCCAGAAAGAGCUCGAGGGCAUUUACAAAUGAACCACCUCCUCUUGACAAGCAGCCAACGUCAAUAAGAAUUAAUCCUGAUUCUUUCCAUGACAUCGGGGGCAGUGAUGCUAUGAAGAGUGCAGAUGAGUGCUCCCCAGAUCAGAGCCCAGAUGAGGAUGAUACAAUGAUGUGCUCUAAUAACAAAUGCAGGAGGACGGAGACCCUCUUCAAUGCUUGCCUGUAUUUCAAAUCCUGCCAUAGCUGCUACACCUACUACUGCUCUCGUAAUUGUCGCAGGGAAGACUGGGACAUUCAUAAAGCAAACUGCCUGUAUGGAAGAAUGGGAAGCAUAUGUCGUCACAUCAUCAAACACUGCCGGGAGACUGUUGAAGUCCACAAAGCCUUCUCCCGUAUUGCCAAAGUUGGCUACCUUUCACGAGGUAGAGGAGUUCUUUUCCUUGGUUUUCCAAAUCCUGCAUCAUCAAGUAACUUCCUACAGUAUGGCCUGGAUACUCUUCCAAUGUCUCCUACAUACCUAUCCCUCCGAGAGCUUGAAAGCUUCAAGGACAACCUAGGGGAGUACUGUAAGGAGCUUCAGGAAGCUGGGAAAGAGUACGACCCUAACGAAUGUUUCAUCUUGAAUGUAUCCAUUGCCGUUGGUGACCAAAUGCCCGAGGGGCCAUCACCACGGAACGAAGCUCCAACCGUCAGAAAAUAUGCAAAGGUAGCCCUGGCUUCCUUUAGCCCUGAGAGAAAGGUUCACAAGAAAGAGACGGACAUGGAAACGCUGAUCCUCACUCCACCCCCUGGAACAGCAGACAUCGACAAAGAGGGAGAGGAAGGCAGGAAGGCUAGGGAAAUCUGUUUUAUUAAUAUACAACGGGAGUUAAGGAUCAGAGGGGUUUUCCUACGCCAUGAAUUCCCACAGGUGUAUCAACAGCUCUGUGAGUUUGUGGAAAAUAACAGAAGGUUCACACCCACGACCAUUUAUCCGAUUGAUAAGAGGACCGGUAAACAGUUCAUGUGCAUGAUAAUGGCUGCCUCUGAGCCCCGGACAUUGGACUGGGUGGGCACCCCGCAUCUCCUCGAUGACAUCAUUUAAGUGCACCUUUUGUUGUAAAUAUAUAUGUAUAGAAAUACAUAUAUAUUGUUACACAUAUUUAUAUAUCAAUCCAAUUACA
Molecule: messenger RNA, 3375 nt
Organism: Notothenia coriiceps (black rockcod)
Lineage: Eukaryota; Metazoa; Chordata; Actinopteri; Perciformes; Nototheniidae
Gene: ajm1
Product: apical junction component 1 homolog
Exons: 1
Coding region: 30-3296 (1088 amino acids)
Biological process (GO): cell-cell junction organization
Cellular component (GO): plasma membrane; apical junction complex
Source: RefSeq, a predicted model, not a curated record